AUGCGGUCGGCAGAUCAAGGAGCUGGAGUGGAAAGUGAAAUCCUCAUAGGUUGUCCAUGGAUGCAGGACAAAUUCCCGCAGUAUAGCAGGACAUAUUUGACCUUGCUGGAAGAGAUGGGUGAGAAGAUAACCGAGGACAGCGUGGGAGUUCAUUUCCCUGAUGAGCUGUACAGACUUGCAAGAAAGUCACAGCCUGAGAGGAUCAUCAGGUUCAUAGCCCAGGUGCUGGACGAGGUGUCGAUCCUGCUGGACGAGGAUCUGAACGUCGUGGCCUGGGACCAGAAGAAGCUGAAGGACUUCAUGAGCACCCUGGACACACAGCUUGUGGCAACUCAGUCAUGUGUUAAUAAGACUAAAGGGAAUAAGAGACUGCACCUGUACUUCAGGAAACUGAGAAGUGAAACACUGCAAAUGGGGGACAAGGCCCAGGCCUGGGAGCUGAUCAGGAAGGAGGUUCACCGCCACCUGACGAAGGUCGACCUUCUGGCCAGCACACGCCUCUAAACACCAAACCCU
Messenger RNA from Sardina pilchardus (European sardine), 516 nucleotides. Its product is annotated as interferon a3-like. Gene Ontology annotation, molecular function: cytokine receptor binding. The record is from RefSeq and is a predicted model, not a curated record. Gene Ontology annotation, biological process: response to exogenous dsRNA; defense response. Bases 1 to 504 code for a protein of 167 amino acids. Gene Ontology annotation, cellular component: extracellular region. NCBI's taxonomy places the organism in Eukaryota, Metazoa, Chordata, Actinopteri, Clupeiformes, Clupeidae. The transcript has 6 exons.